AUGGCGUCUGCGAUGGCGACCAAGCGUUUGCGCAAGGAGUAUCUGGCCAUGCAGCGGAAGCCUGUAGACUACAUCCAAGCAGUGCCGUUAGAGACCAACAUUCUUGAGUGGCAUUACGUAAUCACGGGCACCAAGGACACACCUUAUGAAGAUGGUUACUAUCAUGGCAAACUUAAGUUCCCUCCUGAAUACCCUAUGAAACCUCCUUCGGUGCUGAUGAUGACGCCCAAUGGCCGCUUUAAGACAAAUCAGAGACUGUGUCUUAGUAUGUCGGACUUUCACCCGGAGACGUGGAACCCUAUGUGGUCCGUCAGUUCCAUCCUUACGGGAUUAUAUUCAUUUAUGCUGGAGAAUCAAGCUACGUUAGGAAGUAUUAGUACUACGGAUGCACAGAAAAAGAAGUAUGCGGCAGCGUCGUUGGAGACGAAUUGUAGCAAUGCUACAUUCCGGAAACUAUUCCCAGACUUGGUAGCAUUGCAUGAGGAACGAGAGAAAGCUCGAGCAUUGCUACGACAACUUGCACCAACAGGAGAAGGAACGACGACGUCUUGUAAUAGUACUAAAGAUGAUGCAGCUUUGGAGAGCGAAUGGUCCACGAUUAUAUACCUGAUGGGCAUUGUGCUCGUGGUGGCUAUGUUGGUGGCUUAUUGGCUGUCGUAA
Peronospora farinosa is the source of this 660-nucleotide messenger RNA. NCBI's taxonomy places the organism in Eukaryota, Oomycota, Peronosporomycetes, Peronosporales, Peronosporaceae. The record is from the annotation of a GenBank genome assembly.